This is a messenger RNA of Ziziphus jujuba (common jujube), 2596 nucleotides long. Its product is annotated as methylmalonate-semialdehyde dehydrogenase [acylating], mitochondrial. Bases 217 to 2346 code for a protein of 709 amino acids. Gene Ontology annotation, biological process: L-valine catabolic process; thymine catabolic process. Gene Ontology annotation, cellular component: mitochondrion. The record is from RefSeq and is a predicted model, not a curated record. Gene Ontology annotation, molecular function: methylmalonate-semialdehyde dehydrogenase (acylating, NAD+) activity; malonate-semialdehyde dehydrogenase (acetylating, [NAD(P)+]) activity. The transcript has 20 exons. Lineage: Eukaryota; Viridiplantae; Streptophyta; Magnoliopsida; Rosales; Rhamnaceae.
GACAGCACCAUUACGGAGUCUUUCUUCGCUUCCGUCUAUAGUCUUAUGCCAAGUGUUAAACGGGUUGAAUUCUCCACUUCGAGACGGAGUAUUGCGUUGUAGAAAAAAGAGGGAACAAAGAAGCUGCCGUCGCCGGAAUUCCGUUGCAUUCCACCGGCAGGCCGUUUUUUUUUUUCACCGCCUUGGUAUGCAGGCUUUCUCACCUUAACUUUCAAGAUGGAACUUCAGAGUUGCAUGGAGUUGAAUGAGUCUCCACUGAUGCUUCCACCUCCACCUGGAACCUUUGUAGACCGUGAAGAGCUUAUCCAACAUGUUGGUGACUUUGCUGUAGCCCAGGGAUAUGUAGUAACUAUUAAACAGUCCAAGAGGGACAGAGUGGUGGUCCUUGGCUGUGACAGGGGAGGUGUUUAUCGUAACAGACGGAAAGCUGUUAAUGAGUCCUUGGCUGAACAGGCCCGCAAAAGAAAAACAGGUUCUCGGUUAACAAAUUGUCCUUUUGAGGCUGUGGGUAAGAAGGAUGAUGGCUUGUGGGUACUUACCAUUAAAAAUGGAACACACAACCAUGAACCCUUGAAGGACAUUUCAGAACAUCCUUCUGCUCGUCGCUUGACAGAGAGAGAAGUUUUGCUAAUUAAAGAGAUGACAGAAGCUGGCUUAAGACCUCGCCAAAUAUUAAAGAGACUAAGACAAAGCAAUCCCGAGCUUUUAUCGACUCCAAAGCAUGUUUACAAUGUCAAAGCUAAACUUCGACAAGGAAAUAUGACUGUGAGGAACUUUAAGUCUUUGAGGCCUCAGAAAUCUGCCGUUAGGAACAACGAUACUGCAGUUAUUGAGCCAUCCUGGAAGCAAAGAAACCCUCCGCGGGUUCCAAAUCUCAUUGGAGGUAGAUUUAUUGAUUCACAGUCAUUUCCCUCUAUUAAUGUUCUAAACCCUGCAACACAGGAAGUUGUAUCUCAAGUUCCUUUAACAACAAUUGAGGAGUUCAAAACUGCCAUAUUUUCAGCAAAGCGUUCAUUUCCACUGUGGCGAAACACACCAAUUACCACUCGUCAACGCAUUAUGUUCAAAUUUCAAGAGCUUAUUCGGAGAGACAUUGAUAAGCUUGCUAUGUGCAUUACUAUGGAACAUGGCAAAACAUUGAGCGAUGCAUAUGGUGAUGUGUUACGUGGGCUAGAGGUGGUAGAACACGCUUGUGGACUGGCAACUCUGCAAAUGGGAGAGUUUGUUUCAAAUGUAACUAAUGGAAUUGAUACAUACAGCAUUAGAGAGCCACUUGGUGUUUGUGCCGGGAUUUGCCCUUUUGACUUCCCAGCUAUGAUUCCCUUAUGGAUGUUUCCUAUUGCUGUCACAUGUGGCAAUACUUUUAUUCUAAAGCCAUCAGAGAAGGAUCCAGGGGCUUCUGUGAUGUUGGCUGAGUUAGCAAUUGAGGCUGGUUUGCCUGAUGGCGUCUUAAAUAUUGUUCAUGGCACUAAUGACAUUGUCAAUGCUAUUUGUGAUGAUGACGAUAUUAAAGCUAUCUCAUUUGUUGGACCAAAUACAGCUGGUGCUUAUAUAUAUGCAAGAGCAUCAGCUAAGGGGAAACGGAUUCAGUCCAAUGUUGGAGCCAAAAAUCAUGCAGUUAUUAUGCCUGAUGCAAGCAUGGAUGCUACCUUAAAUACUCUAGUUGCUGCUGGUUUUGGUGCUGCAGGACAAAAGUGCAUGGCACUCAGCACAGUUGUAUUUGUUGGAGGCUUAAAUCCAUGGGAACACAAACUAGUGGAGCGUGCCAAAGCACUUAAUGUUAAUGCUGGAACAGAGGCUGAUGUAGACCUUGGUCCAGUGAUAAGCAAGCAGGCAAGGGAGCAAAUCUGCAGAUUGAUCCAAUCAAGCAUUGAUAGUGGUGCAAAAAUGGUACUUGAUGGAAGAAAUCUUGUGGUUCCAGGAUUUGAGGAUGGCAACUUCAUUGGUCCCACCAUCUUAUCUGGUGUCACGACAAACAUGGAAAGCUAUAAGGAAGAAAUUUUUGGACCAGUUCUACUCUGUAUGCAGGCUGCAAACCUUGAAGAGGCCAUAGCCAUUGUUAACAGAAAUAAAUAUGGCAAUGGAGCUUCGAUAUUUACUACAUCUGGUGUGGCAGCGAGGAAAUUCCAAGCUGAGAUUGAAGUCGGACAGGUUGGCAUAAAUGUUCCUAUUCCGGUCCCACUGCCCUUUUCUUCGUUUACUAGCUCCAGACCAUCCUUCGCUGGUGAUCUCAAUUUCGAUGGCAAGGCUGGAAUUCAGUUUUAUACUCAGAUUAAGACUGUUACUCAACAAUGGAAGGAUUUGCUAGACAGCGAUGGAGCAUCCCUCGAAAUGCCAAAUCUAUAGAUAUUAGAUGUUAUUUCCGUAUUGAAAAUUUUGUAGAUUUUUUUUUUUUUUAAUAAAUUUUUUCCUCUCUCUAGAUGAGCUUAGUCUGGAAUGUAUAUUUAGAAACUGUUAAUUAAUGUUUAUUCUAUUCUGAGCAUAGCUGUUUAGGCUUGUAUUAGAGCAUAGCUGUUUAGGCUUGUAUUAGGUUUUGGGCCUUUGGCCUCCCUUUGUAACGUAAUGGAAAAUGUCGAUAUCUUCUGAUUUACUUGUU